AUGGAGUUCACGGUGAUCGACUACAGCAUCUUCGCGCUGCUGCUGGUGCUGUCGUCAGCCAUCGGGCUCUUCUAUGCGCUCAGCGGGGACCGGCAGCGCACGGUACAGGAAUUCCUCCUGGCCAACCGCAACAUGGGGUUCCUGCCUGUGGCCCUCUCCCUGCUGGCUACCUUCCAGUCGGCCGUGGCCAUCCUGGGCGUGCCGGCCGAGAUCUAUCGCUUUGGCACCGAGUACUGGUUCCUUGGCUGCUCCUACUUCCUGGGGCUGCUCAUCCCGGCCCACGUCUUCAUCCCCGUCUUCUACCGCCUGCGCAUCACCAGCACCUACGAGUACCUGGAGCUGCGCUUCAACAAGACGGUGCGGAUCUUCGGCACCGUCACCUUCAUCUUCCAGAUGGUGAGUGGGGCAGGGGGCUCCUGCUACGCCGUCUUCCCCUGCCAGCAGAUCGUCCUCUGCCUCAGCUGCCUGACGGGCCUCGUCAUGUUCGUCUACAACCGGGAGCACCCGCUGGCGCCCGCCCAGCGCCCCAGCUCCUCCGACCAGCUGGUGCUGUACUUCGUGAUGGACGUGCUGCAGGACCUGCCAGGGCUGCCCGGGCUCUUUGUCGCCUGCCUCUUCAGCGGGUCCCUCAGCACCAUCUCCUCUGCCUUCAACUCGCUGGCCACGGUGACGAUGGAGGACCUGGUCCGGCCCCACUGCCCCGGGCUGUCGGAGUCGCGGGCCACGCUGCUCUCCAAGCUGCUGGCUCUUGGUUACGGAUUGCUCUGCCUGGGGAUGGCCUACGUGUCCUCCAUGCUGGGCCCCGUGCUGCAGGCAGCCAUCAGCAUCUUCGGCAUGGUGGGGGGCCCGCUCCUGGGGCUCUUCUGCCUGGGCAUGUUCUUCCCCUGCGCCAACCCCACGGGUGCUGUCGUCGGACUGCUGGUGGGCCUGGCCAUGGCCUUCUGGGUGGGCAUCGGCAGCCUGCUGAGCAGCAUGGGGGCGAACGGGGGGGCCCCCCCACCCAACAGCACCGCACUCCCCCCCGCGGGCAACCUCACCACCAUCCUCGCCACCACCCUGCUGCCCUCCACGGCGGCCCCCCAGAG
Molecule: messenger RNA, 1085 nt
Organism: Nipponia nippon (crested ibis)
Lineage: Eukaryota; Metazoa; Chordata; Aves; Pelecaniformes; Threskiornithidae
Source: RefSeq, a predicted model, not a curated record